ACGAAUGAUUAUUGUCAAUAAUGUUGUGCGUGUAUAUAUUUUUAGUUAAGAAUUUCCUACCGAGACUAAUGAGACCAAGUAUACAUCGUUGGGUGACAAGAUAUAAGACAGUUGGUUUCAACUGAAAAGAAAACAUAUUUAUAUAUACAGUGAUGGUAUUGGUCUCAAUGAAAUACACUCCAAAAUGAUUACUUCUUGUUUGUUUAUUAUACAAGUUAUUAUAUUCACGACAGUAGCUCAUACGACUGAACCUAAAACAAUGUAUACCACCAAGUAUGAUAACAUUGAUAUUGAUUCAGUUAUCAACAAUGAACGGUUGAUGAAAAAUUAUAUUGGUUGUUUGAUGGAUGAGAAUUCUUGUACUCCUGAUGGACUUGAAUUAAAAAAGAAUCUUCCGGAUGCUUUAGCAACUGAUUGUGCAAGCUGUAGUCCAGCUCAAAAGCGAAUGGCUGAUAAAAUGUACCAUCAUAUGAUUGAUAACAGACCUGAAGACUGGAAUCGUUUGGAGAAAAAGUUUGAUCCUACUGGACACUAUAAAAAUCACUAUCUUGAAACAAAAUAUUUAGAAUCAACAACAAUGAAAGACUCAUAAAAUAUAUAUAAACAAUGUCUCAUUGA
Messenger RNA from Chelonus insularis, 618 nucleotides. RefSeq names its product ejaculatory bulb-specific protein 3-like. The coding region runs from base 185 to 592 and encodes 135 amino acids. The record is from RefSeq and is a predicted model, not a curated record. Lineage: Eukaryota; Metazoa; Arthropoda; Insecta; Hymenoptera; Braconidae. The transcript has 2 exons.